This is a messenger RNA of Rubroshorea leprosula, 693 nucleotides long. Lineage: Eukaryota; Viridiplantae; Streptophyta; Magnoliopsida; Malvales; Dipterocarpaceae. The record is from the annotation of a GenBank genome assembly.
UUCUCCUCUUUUCACUUCUAUAUAAAUCAAAAUACCGAAAUCCUUCUCCGUCCUUAAAAAAUCUCGUUUUUCCUCCUGCGAAUUAGAAACUCGGAGUGCAAUGGAAAACAAAGAAACGGAUGCUGCCGAAAGUUCCUCCAUGAUUGUGCAGGAUAUGGAUCAGCUGCAAAAGAUCUUCAACCAGUUCGAUGCCAACAAGGACGGAAAGAUCUCGAUCACGGAACUCGGCGACGUGCUCCAGGCGAUGGGAACCAGAUACUCUCAGGAGGAGCUGCAGCGCGUCAUGGGGGACAUCGACACCGAUUGCGACGGCUUCAUCAAUCUCUCGGAGUUCGCGGCUCUCUGCCGCUCAUCAUUCGACGAUGCCACAGCUACUAUCGAGCUGCGCGACGCUUUUGAUUUGUAUGAUCAGGACAAGAACGGCCUGAUUUCGAGCUCCGAGCUGCACCUGGUAUUGAACCGGUUGGGGAUGAAGUGCUCGGAGGAAGAUUGUGCUCGGAUGAUCUGCUCCGUUGACUCUGAUGGCGACGGGAACGUCAAUUUUGAGGAAUUCCGGAAAAUGAUGAACGCGAACAGUGGAUCUGCAAAGUAAAUCUGAAAUUUAUAUGAUUUCUCUGUAGUUUUCACCUUCCCCUGAGAAUUGAAUCUUGUUUGAUCGAACUCCUUUCAUUUAUAUAAACUCAAAAUUUUAUA